Molecule: messenger RNA, 2406 nt
Organism: Spinacia oleracea (spinach)
Lineage: Eukaryota; Viridiplantae; Streptophyta; Magnoliopsida; Caryophyllales; Amaranthaceae
Product: protein FAR1-RELATED SEQUENCE 5-like
Exons: 3
Coding region: 1-2406 (801 amino acids)
Molecular function (GO): zinc ion binding
Source: RefSeq, a predicted model, not a curated record
AUGGUGUCAGAAGUGUUGUUGUGUGUGUUGUUGCUGCAGGGGAUGGGGGGAGGGGAGGUGGGUACUGCUGCAUUGGUUUGGCUCGGAUUCCUGGGUUCAGUUGGUUUACUGGGGUCUUGUACAUGUUCUGUCUGCAGUAUGGUUCAAGUAAGGUCUGCAUCGUGUGUGCAAUUUGUGUAUUAUAGAUUUAUCAUGGCAGAAGAAUGCACACUAGAUACUUCACCACGACUACUACCGCGUUCUCCUAGACCAGAAACACAACUAACUCCGAGUGGGACCAAGGAGUGGUUCCCUUGCUGCCCUGAAGAGGAAAAGCCAUAUGUGGGAAAGAUUUUCCCAACUCUAGAGGAUGGAAUUAAUUUCUACAAGGAUUAUGCUAAAAUAUGCCACUUUGUUAUGCGACUGUCCUCAACAACCAUGAUUGCAGGACAAAUUGUCUCUUUGAAGCAUUGUUUAUGCAAUAAGGCAGGGUUCAAAGAAGUAAGGAACAAUAAGCAGGAAGGUAAAACCAGGGAAAGUGGCACUCGUCAACGUAGAACAAAGGUCACUAGAACUGGUUGCAAAGCUAAAUGCGUGCUCAAAUACUAUGCUGAAGAUAGAACCUAUAGGGUAUUGGUUUUUCAUAAAGGUCAUAACCAUUGUCUCGCUAGUCCUAUGUCUUUUCAAUACAUGAAAAGUUCAAGGAAAAUGACACUGAUGCAGAAAAACUUCAUAGUUAACAAUGCAAGAGUAAAUAUAGGACCAGUCAAAUCAUUUCGGAUGUAUAAAGAACAAGUAGGAGGCUAUGGGAAUAUUGGUGCUACACUUCAAGAUUUCAAGAAUUUCCACAGGGAUAUGAAAGAGUACAUCAAAGAUCAAGAUGGGAAGAUGUUGAUUGAGAAUUUUCUGAUGAAAAGAGAUGUAUUUGAGGGAUUUUACUUCGAUUAUGAACUUGAUGACGAGUAUCAUAUUUGUCGACUAUUCUGGGGAGAUGCUAUUUAUCGGAAAAAUUAUAGGUUGUUUGGUGACAUGGUUUCUUUUGAUGCUACAUACGACACUAACAAGUACUCGAUGGAUUUUGUUCCAUUCACAGGAGUUGACCAUCAUAGGUCUUGCAUUACUUUUGGCGUGGGUUUCAUUGGAAGAGAAACUGCAGAAUCAUUCGAAUGGCUAUUAAGGACUUUCCUUCAAGUGAUGGGGAACUAUGAGCCUACAUGCAUCAUCACAGACCAAGAUCCGGCGAUGAAAGCUGCUAUAAAGCAAGUAUUCAAAGACACCGAACAUCGACUUUGUAUGUGGCACAUUAUGGGGAAGGUAUCCGAAAAAAUCACCCCAGAGUUUCGCCAAGAUAAAGUUUUCUUUGAAGAAUUAAAUGGUUGUGUGUGGAACAUGGACAAUGAACCUGCAGAAUUUGAAGCUGAAUGGAGAUCAAUUAUAGGAAAAUAUAACCUAGAGAGUAAUGAAUGGUUUAACUACAUGUUUUCGAUCAGGAAAAAGUGGAUACCGGCGUAUUUCAGGGAUCUCUUCUUAGGUGGAAUCAUGAGGACAACUUCUAGGUCUGAGAGUGAGAAUAGUUUUUUCUGUAACUUUACAAACCCUCAUGUCACACUUGUUGAGUUCUUCAUGCGUUUUGAAAGCGCAAUGGACUCACAAAGACAUAGGCAAGAGAAGCUUAAUUAUGAUUCGAAACAUUCACUCCCCCAACUAAAGACGCCAUUGCCUUUGGAAAGGCAUGCCUCUAAGGUAUACACACAUACUAUCUUUUAUAUGUUUCAGAGAGAAAUAACUAUAUCAUGUUUUUAUUGUGGGAUUAUUGGAAUAACAAAGGAACAUGAUACAAAGAGUGUUGUUGUGAAAGAUUCUGCUAGAAGUAAGAAUUAUAUUGUGCUUUUCAAUGCGCAAAAUGAUGUUAUAACUUGCUCGUGUAAGUUUUUUGAGAGACUAGGCAUAUUAUGUAGGCAUUCAGUGUGUGUUUUAAAUUCAAGAGAUAUUAAAGAACUACCAAGCUCGUAUGUACUAGGUCGUUGGACUAAAGAUGCACAACAAAAGCCUAUUUUUGGCAUGGAUGACAAUCUACUUGAAGAGUGUAGACAAGUAAAUUGUAAGAAGAAGCUUUUGUGUGAGAUUUGGUCAGAGAUAUACAAUUGUGUGGCACUUUCUGAAAGAAAUGAGGAAGACUUGGUUAAUCUUGCUGAAAUUCUGAAAGGUUUUAGCAAGACUGUACUGGAAAGAAAUAGUAGUGAAACACAACUUACCAAAGUUCAAGAAAUGGAGAUUUUUGUCGGGCCUAGUGCAGCAUCUGAUUUAAAUAUCCUAAACCCGAAGCAAUCUAGCAACAAAGGGACAGUGUUCAGAUCAAACACAGCUUGUGACGGAGCAACAACAUUAGCCAAUAAUGCCAUCCUCAGUUCAGGCCCUUUUGGGUGA